Lachancea sp. 'fantastica' is the source of this 441-nucleotide messenger RNA. NCBI's taxonomy places the organism in Eukaryota, Fungi, Ascomycota, Saccharomycetes, Saccharomycetales, Saccharomycetaceae. The record is from the annotation of a GenBank genome assembly.
AUGGCACCAAGAGUCGAGAAAAAGCAUAGUAAAGAGUACAAGGUUCACGAGAUCCAAAAAAACCUGGUCAAAAAGGCCCGGUUGAGGAAGGAAUACCUGAAAGUUCUGAAAGAAGAAGGUUUCUCAGCUCCUGAGAAAAAGGCCAGCGAGGCAAAGCUAAGCUUCAAGGAAAUGAAGGAGAGAAAUGCGUUGGGGAACCGCAAAAGAGUGGACGAGAAAAAAGAGCUGAAGAAAUUGCGUGGGAAGCAGCAACGGGAAAAGACCAUAAAUCGUCAGCAGCGCGAGAGGGAACGGCUUGAAGAAAUAAAGGAAAAGGAGAAACAGAGAGGAGUCCGGUCCUCAAAGGUAACGCAGCGUACCCGCUCGGGACAACCGAAGAUGGGCCCCAAAAUUGAAGAUCUGCUGGGCAAAAUCAAAUCGGACGAUACAUACACUCGUUAA